Molecule: messenger RNA, 2541 nt
Organism: Alosa sapidissima (American shad)
Lineage: Eukaryota; Metazoa; Chordata; Actinopteri; Clupeiformes; Clupeidae
Product: cytochrome P450 11B, mitochondrial
Exons: 9
Coding region: 237-1901 (554 amino acids)
Biological process (GO): C21-steroid hormone biosynthetic process; glucocorticoid biosynthetic process; cortisol metabolic process
Cellular component (GO): mitochondrial inner membrane
Molecular function (GO): monooxygenase activity; oxidoreductase activity, acting on paired donors, with incorporation or reduction of molecular oxygen; iron ion binding
Source: RefSeq, a predicted model, not a curated record
UGUGUGUGUGUGUGUGUGUGUGCGUGCACGUUUGUGUGAAUGUCCAUAUUUGUCAUGAGGCAACACUGCAGUGUUGGUAUUUCUUGAACUCUCGCCCCUCAGUCUAAAUAAAUCAAGAGGCCCAGGCCAUUGGAAGACGGGAGGGCAAAGCAGAAGAUAGAUGAGAUGACGCCCCAGAGAGGGAGGGGGAGGAAGGGCAGGACCAGCCCUCAGGGGCAAAAAACUCAACUCAGGGGAUGGAGAGCCAGACUGACAGUGUGAGAGAGACGACAGACAGCAGGGAAGCCAUGCUGUGCUCUGUGCUGCGUCUGCCGGCGCCACCUCCAGCCUCCAGGGCCAUGUGUGUGUCCGUGACCACCCCGCGCGUCGAGCAGACGGUCAGUCAGACGCAGAGAGGGCUCGUGGACAAGAGGGGAGCGGACCAUGGAGGGCGGGUGCGGCCAUUUAAGGAGAUACCGCACACAGGGAGCAACGGGUGGGUGAACCUGCUGCGCUUCUGGAGGGCCGGGAAGUUCAGUCAGCUGCACAAACACAUGGAGGAAUCAUUCAAUACACUGGGGCCCAUCUACAGGGAGCACAUGGGCUCUGUCAGCACGGUGAACAUCCUGCUGCCGGUGGACAUCGGGGAGCUGUUCCGCGCCGAGGGCUUCCUCCCCCGACGCAUGACGCUGGAGCCGUGGACCACACACAGAGAGACGCGCCGGCACUGCAAAGGAGUCUUCCUCAAGAACGGCAAUGAGUGGCGGUCAGACCGGCUGCUACUGAACCGUGAGGUGAUGAUGAGUGGCGCGGUGCGGCGCUUCCUGCCCCAGCUGGACGAGGUGGCUCAGGACUUCUGCCGUCUGCUGCGCUCCAGGGUAGAGGCCCGUGGGGUCGCCCUGGAUGCUGGGCACCACAGGCUGAGCCUUGACCCCAGUGCUGACCUCUUCCGCUUCGCUCUGGAAGCCAGCUGUCAUGUCCUGUAUGGCGAGCGGCUUGGCCUCUUCUCCUCUACGCCAUCUCAGGAGGCGGAGCACUUCAUCUUGUCCGUGGAGAGGAUGCUGGCCACCACCACUCCGCUCCUCUACCUGCCUCCACGCCUGCUGCAUCACCUACGCGCCCCCUUGUGGAUUCAGCAUGCCACUGCAUGGGACAACAUCUUCAGCCAUGCUCAAUCUCGUAUCAAGAAGGGGUAUGAGCGUGUGUUGUUGGAGCAGCGGGGGAUGUGUAAAAGGGCCGAAGUGGGCCAGGGGCAGCUCGGCGGGGUGCUGGGGCAACUCUUGGAGAAGGGGCAGCUAUCUCUGGAGCUCAUUCAAGCCAACAUCACAGAGCUGAUGGCUGGGGGUGUCGAUACGACAGCUGUCCCUCUGCAGUUUGCCCUUUUUGAGCUUGCCAGAAAUCCCGAGUUGCAGGAAAGAGUGCGAGACCAGGUGCGGUCGUCAUGGAAACACGCAGCUGGGGACAUCCACAAAGCCCUGCAGGGGGCGCCACUGCUGAAGGGGACGAUGAGGGAGACGCUCAGAUUAUACCCGGUGGGGAUCACAGUACAGAGGCACCCCAUCCGCGACAUCGUGCUCCAGAACUUCCACAUACCCGCUGAGACUCUGGUGCAGGUGUGUCUGUACCCUUUAGGUCGCAGUUCUGAUGUGUUCUCUGAUCCGACUCGCUUUGAGCCGGAGCGCUGGGGGAACUCGGAGGCCGGGGAAGGCCAUGAGAAGACCGGGUUCCGCUCGCUGGCGUUUGGGUUCGGGGCGCGCCAGUGUGUGGGCCGCAGGAUUGCCGAGAAUGAAAUCCAGCUGCUUCUGGCACAUAUCCUGCUGAACUUCCACCUGAGUGUGUCAUCCACAGAUGAUUUGAGCACAAAAUACACACUAAUCCUACUGCCUGAGAAAUCGCCCAGCAUCACCUUCAGUACUCUCUAAGGAUACACACGUGUCAUACACACACACACACACACACACACACACACACAAGCACGCACACACAACUGAAGAGAACACCCAACUUCAUCUGAGAGGUCACCCAACCACACUAGUGUUUUGCUUUUGUCUUGGUCAGUAAUGCGUCUUAGCCUCUCCAAAACAGAUGUUGUAUGUUAUCAUACAAUCUAGCACCAAACCCACACAGAUAUAUCAGUCAAGCACUAAAAUUUCAGUCAGUUUACUGUUACUGUCACUGUUUAGUUUCACAUGAGCAUGUUUUAUUAAUUGCUAUUGUACUUAAUCAAUGUCAAUCAAGAAAUAAGACCUUUGAUUUUGAGUCAAGAGGCUAUAAAAUCCACAUAAUAGUUAAUCAACGAAAGCCUCCUUAAAAGCGAUGUGUCAAUGACUUUGACUACUGCAGGGGUUCAUAAUCACACGGGCCUUCUGCAGGGGUUCAUAAUCACAUAGGCCUAGUACAGUAACUUUGUCUAAUAUAAACGCUGCUCCGGUGCAUGGCCUAUGUCCACACACAGUUACACGGAUACUGGAUGACAAUAACUCAUGAAAUAGACGGGCCCAUUAAUGAUGAAUGAACUGGUCUUAAUGCUCUUAAUAAAUUCUGUUGUAUCUCCCCUUUCAA